Messenger RNA from Scophthalmus maximus (turbot), 6118 nucleotides. RefSeq names its product pecanex 4 (gene pcnx4). The record is from RefSeq and is a predicted model, not a curated record. Lineage: Eukaryota; Metazoa; Chordata; Actinopteri; Pleuronectiformes; Scophthalmidae. The transcript has 11 exons. Bases 1694 to 5341 code for a protein of 1215 amino acids. Gene Ontology annotation, cellular component: membrane.
AUGAAACGGGAAAAAGCUUUUAUUUUGUGCAGACAUCUUAGUGAGCGCACGCCUCACAGAAGCAAUAAAUCUUAACUGCUAUUCAUUUCUGGACCUGCCAGUGAUUUAUCUCAUUAUUGAACUUGUGUGUCAUUUAUCACAUUAUUUCAAUCACACAAAGUGUGUUGCUUGGUUAAAAUAGCAGAAAAUACAAUAACAAAACAAGAGACAAAUACCCGGCGAGUAAAUUUGAUGGGAAUCAAUUUGCAGAGGCCUGUUAGGUUGUCCGCUUUUUGUAGAUAGGCAUUUGUUUCUCUGUUAAUGACUCUGACGUCUUAUUUCAAAUAGAUAUUCUUCAUCAGAUGACUGUAAUAAAAGUGGAGCAAUGGUUUUAAAUAAGUGGUGCUAUGGGGGGAUUACAUGGUGCAGUACAUGUUGUUGUGACUGACAGGCUUUUCUGUUGUAAUGGUUAAGUGUCCUACAUGGAGCUGAAAUUACUUUUUCAAGAUGAGAAGGAAACACAACUUCCUGCCCACACUUAUCUUUCAGCCUCUGUGAAAAAUAACAACAACAAUUCAAUCUCUUUUGCACCAGAUUAUUAUCUUUCUUUGUGUUGAUAUUGUGGCCUUUCUAGUUGAUCACUUCAUGAUCCUCCUUUUUGUGCUCUGCCUGUCAAAGUAAAUCAACAUUUUGAGGCAUGCACUCGACCACAAUUACUUUCAUCAUGCUGAAAUAAUAAAAUACUUGUAAGAUUUGCUCUUUUUGAACAUCAUAACAACAACAUAGAUUGUAAUACAAAUAUUCCUAAUCCUAAAUUAGUUCGGGUUGAAUAGAUACUGACAAGUGCCAAAAAUGAUUUAGGAAAAGAGUAAACAAACCACAUGCCAUUUGUUAUUUGAUGUCAUGAUAAUUGCUUUUUAUUGUUUAGUGGAAAGUAAGUUGGGGUUGUAACAUCAUUUGUUGUUUAUUGAGGAGGGGUAGCUGCAUUUUUCAGUAGACUCUACCAAUGUGGUUUUCAUAGUUAGGUCGUUUAAUAUGAUUCCCACUCACACAAAUAACUGAUCAGUCACAGUGAUGUGGCACUGACAACACUGCUUUAUCUUAUAUCCCAACAUAUAAACAGAUAGUUGUACAGUUCAAUCGUUGUGUAUUUCAAUGUUAUUUCCUUUUUUAUGAAACCUUAUUCAGUGGUAACAAACUCAAAUGAUGUUUUUUGGGGCGUUUGUUUCCUGUGCCUGCUCAGUUGUUGCCUAGUGAGUGUUUCUGUAACGCAGCAGUGAGCCUCAAUUCAAAGGACACAACAAACACACGGGUCUGUGAUGUUUCCUUUGUAUCAUUAAUGACGUGUGUGUGCGUGGAUGUGUUGAGGAGGCGGGGUCGGAACUGUAAGGGGCGGGGUUUACACGGUACAGACCAAUCAGACGACUCGCCGUCCUCUCCUCUCUGCUCCUAUUGGUUUCGAUCCGUCUGUGUAUCAUGCCGAUUUUGCUUUGGCUUUCUAGCGGCUAAGCUAGCAGCUAAUGUCAAUGCUGGCGAAUUCCGUCUUGUUUGCCCGCAGCACUGCGCUCAUCAUCAAAUAUCACACAAAGUGCAGCUGCAGUUGAAAACCCCGCUGUUCACGGUUUGCUCUAUUGCAGACGGCUUUGUUGCGCCUGGGACGAUGAAUGGAAACGCUCCUUCAACUGUGGGGAGAUGACCUUCCGCCCCUUUGGGAAUGGUUAGAAUGGGGCCAGAUGUGCCCCUUCUUAAUGAGUACAAGCAGGAGUUCUUCUGGAAGCGCUUCCCCCAGACAGUGUUGGGGGGCCCGCGCUUCAAGUUGGGCUACUGUGCCCCACCAUAUGUCUACGUUAAUCAGGUAGUCUUGUUCUUGACACCAUGGCUUUUCGGAGGCAUCGGUACUCUGCUCUGCCAGCUGCAGCUGCUCCAGGAGCUCCACGCCGCGGUGCUCUCUGGUAUGCUUAUGUUCGGGGCUGCAGCGGGUGUCCAGGCCCUGGCGUUGUAUGCCGCCGGGAGGAGUGGCACAGUGGAAAGACUUGGUGCACCCAACAUCCUGGUUGAUGAAGAGGAAGUGGAAUUCACCCACUGUGUUAGCCCAGAGACGGUCCGAUUCAUUGCACCUGGGAAGAGGUUUGGGCUGAAUGUAGUGUUGCAUACAGCACUCGCUGGGUUGCUCUGUGGCUUUGGAACAUGGUAUGUGUUCCUUGGCAGACUGACUGGUCUCUACAGCAGCAUUGGUGUAUCCCUGGUAGUCUUUGUCCUGAGCUGGGUGACACUGUGUAUAGCUGAGUAUUCCCUCAUUGUAAAUACCGCCACAGAGACGGCCACUUUCCAGGCACAGGACACUUAUGAGAUCACCCCUCUCACCCGGCCCCUCUACAUUUUUAUCUUCAUCGCCGUUGACUUGGCUUAUAGAUUCUCAGGCUCUGCCCCCGAGCUCCAACUUGCCAGCCAGGUUCUCCAUGUGCUGUUCCUCUUUCUACCUCUACUGUGGGCACUGGGUAUACUGCCUCCCCUGGAUGCCCUUCUCCUCUGGGGCAUGGAGCAGGCCCUUGUGUUUGGCUUAGGAGGCUCGCCCAUGUCUAGCAACCUCAGGCUGCUGUUGAUGUUUGGUGUAUCUGCUGGAGUAGCUGUGUGUAAUUACUUCAUCCCAUCAACACUGGGUGUGGUUCUCUUCUCCAUUUCUAUGGGAUUUUUGCUGAGCUUGGACCUCAGCCAGGUCGCCACCCUCUGCAGAGGACCCGGGGCAGCCUUCGGGGACCGUGGCUUUCACAGAGGGGGGUCGCCAUCUCCUCCCCGUUCUUUUGGCUGGAAUCUGGGCUGCAGGGAGCUGCUGGUAUAUUUGAGCCUGCUACUGGUGGCAAUGGCAGAGGCAGGGCUGUUACAUCACUUCCUCGGUUCAGUUCAGUCCCAGAGCUUGGUCACAGGACCCCAGGCUCCUGUCAGCUACCUACUCCUCAUACUCUUCUGCCUCUGCUGGGCUCUCAGAGAGAUCCAGGGGGCCUAUGUAUUCGGAGGGGUGUUCCUCAAUCCGCUGUAUCCUAAGGGGAUGUCCAGUGUACAGACUUUCAAGCAGAGGAGCAGAGGAUUAUACAUUGCUGCAGCAAUCAGAAGAGUCCUUCUUUAUCUUGUGUCUCCAUUUGCAAUGGUUGCUUUCCUGUCUAUGGACAAAUCUCUGCAGCUGCUCCACAGGGCAUCCCUCUGUGUGGGGUUCACACGAGCCUUUAGGGUGGUUUGGCAGAGCUCAGAAGAUGCUCUGCUCCAAAUGGUGGUGGUGGUCCUGGUGCAGCUUGCCACUGGAAAGAACAUGCUGCCAGGGUGGGACAACCUGGGAACUGGAGUUCAGCUUCUUCUGGUGGGCCUUGUGAUUGACAGACUGAACCAGUUCCUGGCCAAGUUAAAGUUCACCCUGACUGUCUUGGUGACAUCUUGGACAGAGACGAAGCAGCGCCGUCAGUCGGCUGGAACUCUCUUGGCCCUGAACACCUCUCUGUGCCCUCUGCUGCUGGCAGUGGUGGCCCUCUCUGCCCUGCUCUCUGCCCCUCUGCUGCCCCUCUUCACUCUGCCCAUCUUCCUGGUAGGGUUCCCCAGGCCUCAGCGCAGUUGGCCAGGACCUGUGGGCACCGCCUGUCCCUGCACGGACUCCAUCUUCUACCAGCAGAUGAGCGGGAGUCUGGCCUCAGCUCUGAGGACGGCCUUUGCAAGAGGGUCACUUGGUCCUUUAGCCCCAGGCUCUCAUUUUCUUGGCCGCUUUCAGGACCGUAUGGUUUGGAUAAUGAUCCUGGAGAGAGGAUAUGGCUACUGUACAGUCAACAUUAAGGGGCUGGAGUUGCAGGAAACAUCCUGCCACACAGUGGAGGCUCGGAGGGUGGACGAGGUGUUCGAAGCUGCUUUUGAGCGACCUGAGCGGCUCGGCUUCACUCAGGGCUUCAACCUGCACUGGGGGAACGCCCUCACCCCAUGUGCUGCACUCGCCGUUCGAGUCUACUCCGAUGCCCGAAAUGUGCUGUCUGGCAUCAUUGACUGUCACGACAACUUGAGGAAACUUCAGGACGACUUUCUCAAAGUGCUGGUCUGGUUGCUCCUUCGAUACUGCGUUCAGAGGCACAAAGGAUUCCUGUGGAGCAGCGAAGACGUGCCAGGGGUUGGAGGCAGGAAGUCCCAGUCUUCCCAGCUGGCCCACACUACCUGCAACCAACCACCUGAGGCUGUCAUGGUGGAAUCCAAUGUGUCUUCUCUCAGGUUUAGACAAGACAGCUCCAGCUUGACCUCCUUUGGUGAUUGGUCAGAUGAGGAUGACUUAUUUGGACCUCAACCAGCCAGGCGGACGGUGGCAUUAGUGACUGCCGAAGCCCAGCCUGGACACACCGCGCUGCAGACCGGGGCCUCUCUGCCCGGUUCUGUGGAGAUGGGCAGUCUCUUUGAAAACAUGGCUCUCUCUGCCUUGCAGCCUCUGCAGCCUCUGGGACUGGGCAUCGGGAUGCCGGCAGUAGAUAGAGGCCGAAACCCAGAGGCCUUCAGAGACAGUCCAAGCUCUGUCCCUCAUCUGAACUUCAGCUGUCCUCAAUCAGAGGUUUUCAACCUACCGUUAGGGUGGAGGACUGCACCGCUGCUGCCAUCCCGCCUGCUGCAGCUCAGGACUUUGUUUCCCGAGGACUGGUUUCGGUUCACGUUAGGGCGCUUUGGGCCUACUGUGCAGGGCGAGACCUCAGAGGACAUGACCAAAGCCUUGAAGGAGGAUGAAGCUUUGAAGGAACUGCAUGCUCAGGUUGCACUUUCAUGUCUCAUCUCCCUGGGCGCUGAGUCGGCCUUUACCAGUCCCAGUUACGUCUACAGGCUUUAUUGUGGAGAUGUGCCAUGGACAGAGGGACUAGAAUGGCUUGCCUCCAGUAAAGAACUUUAUCAGCUCUCUCUUCAGGCUUUCAGGUUCAGUUUCAAGCUGCUGUUUGAUCAAGCAAGCCUGGGGCCUAUGGAGUCCCUUGACGAGUUGUUCAGCACCUUGGAGGAAUACGAAAGGGAUUGGUACAUUGGCCUGGUGACAGAAAAAGGCUGGCACGACAGUGUGCUUCAGGAGAAACCCUUCCUAUUCUCUCUAGGACAUGACCUAGCUAUGGGUACCUACACAGGGCGAGUCCUGUCCCUGCAGGAGCAGCUGGUGCAGGUGGGCCGUCUGAAUGGAGAGGGGGUACGAGGCCAGUGGGCCAACCUCUCAUGGGAGCUCCUGUAUGCUACCAACGAUGACGAGGAGCGUUAUAGCAUCCAGGCUCACCCCUUCAUGCUGAGAAACUUAACUGUUCAGGCAGCCGAUCCCCCUUUGGGAUAUCCCAUUUACUCCUCCGCUCCCCUUCACUUCCCCUGCCUCUGAACAUAAGGACAUGAAGAGGUGAAUUUCAGUUUGUAAUCCCACAGCUAAGCCUCUAUUUACAAAGUAAAUCAUUGCAAAAUCAAGAGAAAACUUCAAUAAGUUUUGAAGUUUUACUUCGUCGUCUUUUGAACUCACAUGAAUUCAUUCAAUUUUUAGGUGCUUCACUUCCUGCACCAAGCAGUGGCGUCACUACUGUUCUCUUCUAAAGGUUGCAAAAUGUUGUUACCAGAUAUUAACUGACAAUGUGGACUUCUUCGCAGCUAGCAGCACAUUCAAUAAGAAAAAUCCCCUUUUGAACAUUGAUAUCUUGAAAGGGUUGACCAUCGAUAGGUUUCCACCAAAGCACAGGAAUUGUGUGGUUUGUUUGUUAAUAAUUGUUCUUAAAAAGAAGAUAACAAAUUGGCCUACCCCCUCCUCUACGGGAUACUUGCUGAAUACCUCUGGUUUUAUGGUACUUUUUAGAUUUCAAAAUUUUCAAAAAUCUCCACGUCCACAUGAAAAAAGGGACAAGAAUUUUAAAGUUUUGUUAAAAGAUAUCAAGGAUGUGCCUUGGGUAUGUCUCGCUGUUUGUGUAAGGUGUUUAGUGCUAUUGUUUUGUUUACAAUUCACUUGUUUACAAUUUGGAACGAAGAGUUCAAGGAAUUUCUCCAUAGUCUCUUGUACAUAUUGUGGAUUUUUAUAUGUGUAACUGUAUAUACUUAUAAUAAAAAAGCCUGGCAGGGGCAGUUUUGUUAUGUUUCUAUAAAAAAUCCUGCCAGGGUACAAAACUGCUUCAAA